This is a messenger RNA of Drosophila kikkawai, 4919 nucleotides long. RefSeq names its product Ubiquitin specific protease 2 (gene Usp2). Gene Ontology annotation, cellular component: cytoplasm. NCBI's taxonomy places the organism in Eukaryota, Metazoa, Arthropoda, Insecta, Diptera, Drosophilidae. Gene Ontology annotation, molecular function: cysteine-type deubiquitinase activity. Gene Ontology annotation, biological process: protein deubiquitination. The record is from RefSeq and is a predicted model, not a curated record.
AAACGAAAACGUUAACAAAAAUCGCUAAGCGCAAAAACAAACCAAAAAACGAGUCAAGCCUAAACCAAAGCCAAGUCCAAAGUCCAACUAAACGCCACUCGAACUAACUAAAUAAUAAGACCAGACUAACUCUAUUCCUCCUAGAAACAUUCCCCGAAAAAGAAAAAUCAGAUAUAAAUCAUCCAGAAAAAGACCAUAAUUGCUUUAGUGUGUGGUAAAUAGGAAGGCUUUUGUUAGUCAGAAGCAGGAGCAGCAAAAGCAGAAACAGCAGUUUCAGGAGCAGAAGCGAGAUCAAGAGCUAAAGCAGAUACAGCAAAAAGCAGAAACGGCAAGUAGCUUGUGGCAUCAUCGUCGUCGUCGUCGUCUGACGACUGACGUUUGAACGUGGCAGGCGUCGAGCGGCAUCUAUUAAACAACAAACACAACACAACAUCUCGUCCCCCUCCCAAAAAAGCAACAGAAAAUAUAGAGUAAAAACGGCAGGUGCAAGGAGCAAGGCGAGUAACGAGAAACGAGCGAACGCCCGUCGAAUAAUGUUAGACAUUAAGAAGAACAGAGGAUUCCAAAAGAUUCCACAGCCAUCCAAAUUGCAGCCAUCAACGGGAGCCGGAUCAGUAUCAUCCUCAGCAGCAGCAGCAGCAGAGGCCACAGCAGCAGCGGCGGCAUCGACAGGUACCAGAGGAGCAGUAGGAGCAGCCACAUCGGGCAGGGGAACCGCCAGCCAGAGUCAACGUUUAAAGAACCAGGUCAGACAAGCAGCAGGUGGAGGAGGAGCAGCAGCGGGGGCCAGUAAACCCUCGGUGGUUGUGGGCAAGACGCACGCCGCCCUGGCGGCUGUUAAAUACGGCAACGGAGGAGUAACUCCAGCCACACAGGUUCGCUCGACACUGGCGGGAGUGCAAGGCGGGGCCACCACCACCACAGCCACCAGUAAUCCAGUGCGGGCGGCCAAUCAGCGUUACUUCCUGGUAUCCAGCUACAAGGAUCCAACGUUUCUCAAGGCCGAAUGCGAGUUGGCCCAUGCCCAGGUGACCACGACGACGGCCAGCAAAGUAAAGGGCAAUCGCAUACGCGCGGGUGAAGAUACCAGAAACAAUAAUAACAAUUCGAAUAGCAACAAUAGUAGCAGCAACAGCAGCAGCGGCAACGGCAGAAGGGCGGCUAACAACCCGCUGAGUGAUAUGCGACGUGGUCACAUGUUCAAUGGCAAUCAACAGACCAGCACCAGCACCACGACGAGCCACAGCACCACCAUCAGUAGCAACAGCAACAGGAUCACUGCUGGCCACCAAACCAACACAAACGGGUUGCUCCACAAGUAUAGUAGUGCCCGCUCUGGCACCUCACCGAAGGUCUAUGGCAAGCUAAAGCCGAUCAACACCAACAACAACACGGCCGCCGCAGCUGCAGCUGCAGCAGCGAUGAUGAAUGGACAUCAUCAUACCAAUAAUAAUAACAACGGAAGCAGCGGCAGCAGCACCGCCACAAGCGGCAACAACAACAUGAUGCAACGUCAGCAGCAACACGAUGACAUUACCUACAUAGACAGCGAUGAGCCAACAGCCAACGGAGGAGGAGGAGGAGGGGCUGGAGGAGCAGGGACAGCAGCCGCCAAGGCCAUUUGCUACUUCAAGCCUAUAACUCCACCGCUGCAGCUGCGACAUCGCAACCAACAGCAGCAGCAGCAGGAUCAAAAGCAAUCUGACAGCAGCCAUCGCUAUGCCCGACCCAAGUCCACCAUUAUAGCCUCCGCUCACUCGAAUUUUGCGGCCAGCUAUGAGAAGUUUAGCAGUGGCUAUCAUCGUCAGACCAAUGGAGGAGGAGGAGGAGGAGGCGAGAUUACUGCCACCACAGAGAGCCGGUCAGCUGCCGGUGGCAAUGUCCGGCGUUAUGGCAUCGAUUCGCUGAGCAUUAAGGCCUCCAUUGAGAAGUUUAACAAUCUGAGUACCCAGAAGAGACCCACAACCAAUACGGCAACAGUGUCGGCCACGGGGAGUGGCACAGGAGUGGCAGGAGCGGUAGGAACGGCUGCUGUCACUGGAGGAAGAAGCAAUCACACAUCGCAUCAGCAGCAACAGCAUACCGCCGGCGGGAGCAGCGGGAAUCUGCAACAGCGCUACAGCAGCGACCUGGACAACAUACGAGUGGCGGCAGCGGCGGGCUAUAGUAGUUCCCUGACCAGAGCCGCCUACCGAACCACAGCCACCAUGAAUAGUGUUGGUACGCCAAUGGGGAUGCUGGAGACAGGAGCAGGAGCAACAGGAGUGCAUGCCAGCCGACAGGUGGCCAGCGCCGAGAGUGCCAGCCAGGUAAACAGCGAUGUAGCUGGGCUGGGAACAACACAAACAGCAGCAGCAGUAGCAGCAGCGACACCCAAUAAUGCCACCACCACCACACCAGCCACGUCUUCCGUCUCCACAGCCACAAGCAUAGUCACAGCCACAGCCUCAGCUACAGCCUCUAGCUCCGCCAGCGAUAGUACGCAGGCGAGAAGCGGCACUACUGGCAGCAGUGCCCGGAGCGUCCUGCCGCCCAUGACACCGACAUCGAGUCGUUACUGGGAUCGGGAUCGGGAGAGCGGCACUAGCCGUAACAGCGGCAGCACUUCCUCCACCCUUACCUCGUCAUCGCUGAAGCACAACUCAGAUGAGGGCUACAAGAAUGCCUCCUCGUCCAGGGAUGAGAAGUCGGAAGGUUUGUGCGGACUGAGAAACAUUGGGAACACAUGCUUCAUGAACUCGGUCAUUCAGUGCCUGAGCCACACCCAAGAGCUGACGCGCUUCCUGCGCUCACAGCACGGCACCCGCUCGUCCUCCACCAAGGAUCAGCAGAUACUCCACGAAUUUGCCAAACUCAUCCAGGAAAUGUGGACCCCGAAUGUGCACACAAUGACGCCCAUGGAGCUGAAGCGUGCCUUCUCAACCAAGCACCGUAUGUACAGCGACUACAAUCAGCAGGAUGCCCAGGAGUUCCUGCGCUUCUUCCUCGACUCGCUGCACUCGGCCCUCAAUACGGGCGUCAAGGGUGAGACGCUCAACAUUGACGAUAAUCUCAGUGACAAUAAGAAGGCGGACCUGACCUGGGAGUGGUAUACGCGGCACGAGAACUCUCUGGUGCGCGACCUCUUUGUGGGGCAGCUGAAGAGCACCCUGAAGUGCACCACCUGCGGCAAUACGAGCGUUACCUUUGAUCCCUUUUGGGAUCUGAGCGUACCGCUGCCGUCCUCGUCGCGGUGCAAGCUAGAGGCCUGCCUGGACCUCUUUAUACGUGAGGAGGUCUUGGACGGGGACGAGAUGCCGACGUGCGCCAAGUGCAAGACGCGACGGAAAUGCACCAAGAGCUUCACCAUCCAGCGUUUCCCCAAAUAUCUGGUUAUACAUCUUAAACGCUUCUCGGAGACGCGCUGGAGCAAGCUGUCGAACAUCGUUGAGUUCCCCACAUCGGAUCGCGAGCUCAACAUGGGCUCCUAUGGCGCCAACUCCAACUCGAAUGUGCAUUAUUCGCUCUAUGCGAUAUCCAAUCAUAUGGGCUCUACGGCUGGCGGUCAUUAUGUGGCCCUGUGCAAGCAUCCCAUUUCCCGCAAGUGGCACGAGUUCAAUGAUAAUAUUGUCAGCGAUGCCUUGUGCGAAAACCAUCUCGUUUCAUCCAGUGCCUAUAUACUUUUCUACGAGCGUGCGUAAGGCCCACAAGCAGGAGGAAGUCUUCGCUGAUGUCGGGCGGGAAAGAGCACCAGGAUUACCCGGAUUACCCUAGCAGGAGAACUACGAACAUGGUUAUUAAUUGAGAAUGCAAAUGCUAGCUUAGGACCAACACGAGCGAAGCAGGAGCAGGACUAGGAGGGUUGGCAGGCGGUCUCUUCAUAGAAACGCUUCGUAGAAUUGCAAACAAAAGCAAAUAACAUAAUUUAACUCCAAAAAUGUGAGAAGAUAAGAGGGAGGAGAGCCAGAAACAAAUUCCCAAAAAAAAAAAAACCUAAAGAGAAAAACGGGAAGAGCACGAUGAACGGAUGAACGAGAUUGGAUGGAUGUACAUAGAAAACGAACCCAAAACAAACAUACACUACACAUGCAGACAAACAAAAACAAGAAAACAAAACAAAUAAUCUGUGCAAUAACAACUUUCGGCAAACCAAAUAGCAAAAGCAAAAAAUCGAGCGGGGAUAAAGCCAAAGGCGAAGCAAGGAUUUAAUGUGUAUUUCCUCUCCCUCCAUCUCGGUCUAACCCGUCUAACCAUCUCUCUCCUUCCUGCUCUCUCUCACUCUCUCUCUAUCUGUAUCUCUUUCAAUAUUCUCACUCUAUCGUGUCCUGUGUCUGUCCCUCGGUUUGCCGAAAGCCUUUCGUCCCUGUGGUUGUGCGCAAUAAACAAACAAACAAAACGUAAAAAAUAAAGAUUAAAAACAAAUGGAAAGCAACAAAAAGUAACGUAAGCUAAACGAGAAUAGAAAGGCAAAGCGACAAAGAAAAAGAAAGCUAAACUCAACGUAAGCGGCGGAAGAGAAACCUAAUUAUCUAUAAACGCAAAACAUAUAUAUUUGAAAUUCGUCUUUCUUGUGCAAUAUAUUUCAUAAAUGAAAAACCCAACAGCAAGAAAACGGAAAUGCAAUAAAAAUACUUUAAAAACUAAAGACGAUUCAAAGGCAAAAAGUAAAACAAAAAAGCAACAAAACAAAAACCAAUGCAAUCGCACCACAAAAAUCACACUAAAUAUAAAAAAAAAAGAAACUAAAAACUAACUGGCUAAGUAAAACGGCUUUUUAGCAACUAAACAAAAAAAAAACAACAUCAACUAACAAGUAAAAACUAAAAACCCGAAAAUAUAGUGAUUAGUUAAUUGAUAAUGAGAGAAAUGAGAAAUAGGGAAGGAAGAAGGAAAAUGUUUACGAAAAACGACGCGACGUGCGAAAGCUGACAAAAACAAAA